Molecule: messenger RNA, 849 nt
Organism: Symsagittifera roscoffensis
Lineage: Eukaryota; Metazoa; Xenacoelomorpha; Acoela; Convolutidae
Exons: 2
Coding region: 1-849 (282 amino acids)
Biological process (GO): DNA integration
Molecular function (GO): nucleic acid binding
Source: RefSeq, a predicted model, not a curated record
AUGACGUUUCAAUCGGUGAACGGAACAGCUUUCGUGGGAGAACUUACAAAAGAGCGAAUGCGACGUUCGCAGGUGGCUCAGUCUCACUCCACGACAUACCAUCCUCGGACGAAUGGCUUAGUGGAAAGGCAUAAUAGAAAGGUAGUGUCCAUGCUGAGGGUAUAUUGUUCCAGGUACAUGACCGAUUGGGACAGAUAUCCUCCACAGGUGAUGGGAGCUUACAAUAGCAAGCAUUAUUCCACCACCGGAGAUAGCCCACAUAUGAUGCUAACCGGGCACGAGAAGUCUUUGCCCUUGAAUUUCUUCUACCCAGAGUAUGAGGGUAAGAAGACGUCAUCACAGGUCUAUGUAAGGGAUGUAAUAAGACGUCAGCAGGAGUUAAACGACUUAUGUAGACAAAAUCCUCAGCAGGCACGGGCAAGGCAGAGGAAGAGAUUUGACAAGAAAGCAGCUGACCUGGAUCCAAAUGAGGCGAUUGAAGCGGAUGAUGAAACUUUACCCUACUCAGAAGACGACUGGCAAGACCCUGUACAAAGGGAGAACUUGGAACCGGAUCUUCCGUUCACGAUACAGACUCGACAGAACGACAGGACAAGACCCAGAAAAAAUUAUAACCCUUACGGCGACAAUUUUGUAGUGGACAGGAUAGACCUAAAGAAAAUAGUGAAAGAAGUAGUGAGACUAGAAGAAAUAACUGUGUCACCAGACAUUGACAUAACCGAUGAUCACGACGAGGAGUUGGUCGAUGACUGGUCCAAGUCCGAGGUAGAAUUCGACGACGAGCAACAGCAGUCAUAUGAACAUGACUUGACGAAUUUGCGUGUCUUGGAAUGGCUGACAUCAAAAUGA